GUUCCCCGAAUUUUGCAUUUCCAGAAACCCCCCUAAAAAGAGAUAAUGGCGUCUGGCAAUUCUGGAAAUCCACCCUCAUCGCCGGAUUCUCCAACCACAUCUGCAGGAUUCAACACCGAUCAGCUCCCUCACAACACCAGCCAGAACUACACCGACGACGACGAUGAAGCCGCCGUUGAUCCCCAAAUCCUCCCUGAAGAGCCUGAAGAACCCGAAGAAGAAGAAGAGGAAGGAGAGGAUCUAUUCAACGACAAUUUUAUGGAUGAUUAUCGUAGAAUGGAUGAGCAUGAUCAGUACGAGACCGUGGGGCUGGACGAAUCGUUCGAGGAUGAUAGGGAUCCUGACCAGGUGAUUCAGGAUCGAAGGGCGGCUGAGUUGGAGCUCGAGGCUCGUGAUGUUAAAUUUUCGAAUCGGAAGCUCCCUCAGCUUCUACAUGACAAUGAUACGGAUGAUGACAGUUACAGGCCUUCAAAAAGGUCUAGAGCUGAUUUCAGGCCCCCAAGAAGCUAUGAUGAUGUUGAUACUGAUGAUGGUUUGCAGAGCUCACCAGGUAGAUCACAGAGUAGACAUUCAAGGGAAGAUGUGCCUAUGACUGAUCAAACAGAGGAUUAUCAAGAUGAGGAUGAAGAUGGCGAUGAAGGCGAGUUUGAGAUGUACCGUGUCCAAGGAACUCUCAGGGAAUGGGUUACCAGAGAUGAAGUUCGUCGUUUCAUUGCUAAGAAGUUUAAGGAAUUCUUACUUACAUAUGUGAAUCCAAAGAAUGAAGAUGGAUAUUUUGAAUAUGUUCGACUGAUAAAUGAAAUGGUGUCAGGUGAAACAUCUUCAAAUGUGAUCUUAAGGCAAAUUCAUUUGAACACUAUGAUUCGUGUUGGAGGAGUUGUGACUAGGCGAUCUGGUGUCUUCCCUCAGUUGCAGCAGGUAAAAUAUGAUUGCAACAAGUGUGGAGCAAUUUUGGGACCAUUCUUUCAGAAUUCUUAUUCAGAAGUCAAGGUUGGUUCUUGCCCUGAAUGCCAAUCAAAAGGACCAUUCACUGUUAACAUUGAGCAGACAAUAUACAGAAAUUACCAGAAGCUUACACUCCAAGAAAGCCCUGGAAUUGUGCCUGCAGGACGGCUUCCAAGAUACAAGGAAGUGAUACUGUUGAAUGAUUUGAUUGACUGUGCACGCCCUGGGGAAGAAAUUGAGGUCACUGGCAUAUAUACAAAUAAUUUUGACUUGUCUUUGAACACAAAGAAUGGAUUUCCUGUCUUUUCCACUGUUAUCGAAGCAAACUAUGUCACAAAGAAGCAGGAUCUCUUUUCUGCAUACAAGCUCACUCAGGAGGACAAAGAAGAAAUUGAAAAGUUGUCUAAAGACCCAAGGAUAGGCGAAAGAAUUAUCAAGUCUAUUGCCCCGUCCAUCUAUGGACAUGAGGACAUAAAAACUGCAUUAGCUCUGGCUAUGUUUGGAGGCCAAGAGAAAAAUGUUGAAGGGAAACACCGGCUGCGAGGAGACAUCAACGUGCUUCUCCUAGGUGAUCCUGGCACGGCAAAAUCUCAAUUUCUGAAGUAUGUUGAAAAGACUGGACAAAGGGCCGUGUAUACUACUGGUAAAGGGGCUUCUGCUGUUGGUCUAACGGCUGCAGUGCACAAGGACCCAGUGACAAGAGAGUGGACCCUUGAAGGAGGAGCCCUUGUUCUAGCCGAUAAAGGGAUCUGCCUGAUUGAUGAGUUUGACAAGAUGAAUGAUCAGGACAGGGUGAGCAUCCAUGAAGCAAUGGAGCAGCAGAGUAUUAGUAUAUCCAAGGCUGGCAUUGUUACUUCUCUCCAGGCUCGGUGCUCUGUUAUUGCCGCUGCAAAUCCUGUUGGAGGAAGAUACGACUCCUCCAAAACAUUUUCACAGAAUGUUGAGUUGACAGAUCCCAUCGUUUCUCGUUUUGACAUCCUCUGUGUUGUCAAGGAUGUGGUUGACCCCAUAGCAGAUGAGAUGCUUGCAGAGUUUGUAGUUGAUAGUCAUUUCAAAUCACAGGCCAAGGGUGCUAAUAUAGAUGAUAGGUCCUAUGGUGAGUCUCAGGAAGAUCAAGCCUCUGCCAGGCCAGUUGAUCCAGAGGUUCUUUCUCAAGAUUUGCUGAAGAAGUACAUUACCUAUGCCAAGUUGAACAUAUUCCCAAGGUUUCAUGAUUCUGACAUGGAAAAACUCACACAAGUUUAUGCUGAGCUGCGGAGAGAAUCGUCGCAUGGACAAGGUGUACCUAUAGCAGUGAGGCACAUAGAAUCAAUGAUACGGAUGUCUGAAGCACACGCCAGAAUGCACCUCAGACAGCAUGUCACUGAAGAAGAUGUGGACAUGGCAAUAAGUGUUUUGCUAAAUUCAUUCAUUUCGACACAAAAAUACGGGGUGCAGAGGGCUCUGCAAAAGAGUUUCAGAAAGUACAUUACUUACAAGAUGGAUUACAAUAGAAUGCUUCUCAAUCUUCUACAAGAGAUUGUGAACAGAGCACUGCGUUUUGAAGAAAUCAUUUCUGGCUCGGCGUCAGGGCUUACCCACAUAGAUGUGAAAGUAGAUGAUCUGCUGAACAUGGCUGAAGAGCGUGGGAUCAGUGAUCUAAGACCCUUCUUCUCGAGUACUGAUUUUUCUGCUGCCAACUUCAAGUUGGAUGAAGAACGACGAAUGAUCAGACAUCUCCUUCCAAGACUCUGAACAGUAUCAGAAUGUGUUGCACAUGAUUAGAUUAGGUUAAUCAUUUAGUUAGAAUUUCAACGGUGUUUAUGGUUGGUAUUGGAGGAGCAACAAAAGUAAUGAUUAUCAGAAGAAUUUCUCCGGCGAUAUCUUUGAGGCGUAACUCUUUUUUUCGGGUGACAUUCGUUAUAUAUUUUUGUUCGAACAAUUCUAAGUAGAUUGGAGAACUGUACUUGUGGAUUUAAAUUCUAAAAGAAAUUCUCGCAAGAUCUAAAUGCAUUUUCAUGCAUGUGGACGCUUUUGUUUUCUGGAAGGGAAUGGGUUCAUUUCCGAUGCCCUCUUGCAUGUAGCCUCUAAAAACCUGUUUGCUUGAGGAAAAGAUCCGCUUGGUUUGA
Molecule: messenger RNA, 3053 nt
Organism: Populus euphratica (Euphrates poplar)
Lineage: Eukaryota; Viridiplantae; Streptophyta; Magnoliopsida; Malpighiales; Salicaceae
Product: DNA replication licensing factor MCM2-like
Biological process (GO): DNA replication; double-strand break repair via break-induced replication; mitotic DNA replication initiation
Cellular component (GO): nucleus; MCM complex
Molecular function (GO): single-stranded DNA binding; 3'-5' DNA helicase activity; single-stranded DNA helicase activity
Source: RefSeq, a predicted model, not a curated record